Beta vulgaris subsp. vulgaris (sugar beet) is the source of this 1183-nucleotide messenger RNA. Its product is annotated as peroxisomal membrane protein 11C. Gene Ontology annotation, cellular component: peroxisomal membrane. The transcript has 8 exons. Bases 249 to 956 code for a protein of 235 amino acids. Gene Ontology annotation, biological process: regulation of peroxisome size; peroxisome fission. The record is from RefSeq and is a predicted model, not a curated record. Lineage: Eukaryota; Viridiplantae; Streptophyta; Magnoliopsida; Caryophyllales; Amaranthaceae.
AGGGUGGGAAAGGAGAGUGGAGAGAUUAUCCAAACUCCAAAUUUGUUGGGUAGUAAGAGGAGAAGAGAGGACCAAACAAGCCCUUAUCAAAUUUUAGCGGAAGAGAAAAAACUCUUUCUUCAAUACUGACGCAAUUGAUAAAUUCUCAGGACAAAUAAAUUAUCUCCCCCUAAGCUGCUGGAGGAGAGAGAAAAUCAACACAGAAGUUUCAAUUUCUUAGCUUUUAAGGACAGUAGAGAAGAUAUAAUAUGAGUACACUAGAUGUGCCCAGGGCAGAACUUGCCCUUGCAGUUCUGUAUUUGAACAAAGCAGAAGCUAGGGACAAGAUAUGCAGGGCAAUCCAGUAUGGUUCCAAGUUUCUGAGUGAUGGACAGCCAGGUACAGCACAAAAUGUUGAUAAAUCAACCAGUCUGGCAAGAAAAGUCUUCCGUCUCUUUAAGUUUGUUAAUGAUUUGCAUGCUCUUAUUAGCCCAGUUCCUGCUGGAACUCCUCUUCCCUUAACUUUACUUGGAAAGUCCAAAAAUGCACUAUUGUCCACAUUUUUGUUCCUUGAUCAAUUUGUCUGGCUUGGUAGAAGUGGCAUCUAUAAGAACAAGGAGCGAACUGACCUGAUUGCCAAGAUAUCUCUUUACUGUUGGAUGAGUUCCUCUGUCUGUACUUCUUUGGUUGAGCUUGGGGAACUUGGAAGGCUUUCUGCUUCAAUGAAGAAGCUGGAGAAGGAGCUUAAGGGCAGUGGGAAACACGACAAUGAUCAAUACCAAGCCAAGGUUCAGAAGUAUAAUGACAGGUCAUUGGCCUUAGUUAAAGCCGCCUUGGAUAUAGUUGUGGCUGCGGGGCUGCUUCAAUUGGCACCCAAGAAAAUCACUCCUCGUGUAACUGGGGCCUUUGGUUUUGCUACAUCUCUCAUCUCAUGUUAUCAGUUACUUCCGGCACGGCCAAAGUCCAAAACAUCUUGAACAAGGGGAAAACAGCUUCCUUCAAGCCCUAUGGAUUAUAAAAAGCCAUGAUCCUUGUUGUAUGUUUGAAAGAAUCUAGAAGAAUUUUAGUAGGGUGACAUUUUCACCUUUAAUUAAGAACCAUUCUUGUAUUUCCUUUCAUGCCUUGUGUUAACAGUUCACGAUAGCAAUAAUAUGUUUGUUGCUCUUGUUUAGCCAAUAAAGCAGAUAGCAGAUGUUGUAGUGUA